GAGGCCUCCGCGCUCCACCAUUGGUCCUGCUGGGAGGCGGGAUCAUCAUCGCGCCAAUGGGAGGCCAGCAGCCGGAAGGGGCGGGACCCGGGUCGCACCACCCUGACCGCGCGUGCGCGAGGGCAGGAGCGCGACCUCCACCCCCUCCGGGAUUGGUGGCGGGCGGAGGGCGCACGCCGAGGGCGGAGCCGGGCUCACGUCUGCGUGACAGUUGUCGCGGGGGGAGGGCGAGCCCAGACUAGGGGGAGGGAGUGUAAAUAGAGCGAAGGCGGCGGCCUUCGACCCCGUCACCUCUCGGGCGCCCCGCGAGAAGCCGUGGAGGGCAUGGAAGAAGACGAGCAGGAGCAGCGGCGCAGGAAGGUGGAGGCCGGGAGAGCGAAGCUUGCUCACUUCCGACAGAGAAAAACAAAAGGUGACUGUGCGCAUCCGAAGAAAAAGACGGCGAAGAGGAAGGGCCCGGCUGUCGAUGCGCCUGUCCAGGAGGAGGGCCCGGUAGCCACCAAGGAUGGUGGACUCCUGGGAAGAGCGGACGUUUGCGAAGACUCGUCGUGCAGUGACACCCCCGAGGGAGCACAGGCAGCGCAGCUGGAGGACCCCAGUGGAGAGAGGACAGGGCACUCGGAGCAGCCACAGCAGAAGCUGGAUGGCGACCACUUGGAACAGCCUGAGGAUAUCACAAAGGAAUGCGAACAAGAACGUAAGCUGGAAUUUGCGGAACUGACGAGAAGACAGAAGGAUGCCGUUGGCGCACAGCAGCAGGUGGCCGUGGGGCUUCAGCCGCCGACGGAGACGCAGCAGCCGGUGCCCUCGCUGGAGCUGGAGGCGCUGCGCCUGAGUCUGAGCAACAUGCACGCGGCACAGCUGGAGCGCAUGCAGGCCACCCUGCAGAGGGAGAAGGAGGCCGCGCUGACUGAGCUGCGGGCCGCGCUCAACGGCCGUCACGCCCAGGAGCUGGCCCUGCUGCGGAGCCAGCAGCAGCACCAGCAGGCGCGGGCCCGGGAGCAGCACGCGCGGGAGCGCGAGGAGACGGAGCUGCGCUGCCACCAGGAGACAGCUGAGCUGAAGGAGAAGUUACAGUUAGAAAUGGAGAACAACGCACGGAUGCUAGAGAACCUGAAGCAAGAAUGGGAAGCCGAGAGAGAGUUAUGCUUAGAAAACCUACGCAGAGAAUUGUCUGCAGAGCAUCGGUUGGAGGUGGAGAAUUUGCAAGACCAGUUUGAGAACAAACUGGCAGAACAGAAAGCGGAAUUGGAGAAGAUUUUUCAAGCCAAAAAUCAGGCUGAAUGUGCGCUGAGGACUCUGGAGACCCAGCAGGACGCGGCCCUGAGGCAGCUGCGCGAGGACCUGCAGUCCGAGAGCGGUCGGCACGUGCGGGACUUGGAGCAGAGGCUCCGCGACCAGGAGGUGGCCAAGCAGCUCGAGUUAGAGAGCCUCCGAGCGUCGUACGCCACGCUGAAGGCCCAGUCGCAGGAAGAGAUCCGGCGCCUGUGGUCCCAGCUCGAGUCUCCGGGACCCGACAGUCAGGACCCGAGCGCGUUCCACGACCAGCUCCCUGCCCGCACGCCUCACGGGGAGGAGCGGGAGCACCGGAGGCGGGACCCGCGGUGGCGGCAGCAGCGAGAGGAGUCUGUUCCUGAGUCUGCGCAAGUCAGGUGCACGGGGCCUUUUGUCUUGGAAGAGAGGACUGGAGAAGGGAGAGAGCACCUCGGGGGACCCCGCCUUCAGCCGGAGGGGACGGCCCCUCUUCCCUGCAUUGAGGGAGCGGACGCGGAGCGCUCGUUUCAGGAGCACGAGUUAGAAGAAAACCACCGGAGCCCGUCCUCCCUGGAAGCCCGGCAGGAGGUGGGCCUCGAAGGGACCCCGGUGUUGGAAGGGGAGCAACGUGUGGGGCUCUCAGAAGGGCCCAGCGAAGAGCUCGCUCGGGCACCUCUCCCGUGUGUGCAGGACAUGGCCUCGCAGGUGGAGACCGAGGUGGCAGCCAGAGUCUCGGGUUUGGAAACUGAGCACAAGCUUAAACUCUCACUUCUUCAGACGGAGCUCAAGGAAGAAAUUGAUGUCUUGAAACUAGAAAACAGAAAUUUACACGAGAAGUUGCAGCACGCGAUCAGCCUGAAGGAGGACUUGGAGAGGGCAAAAUGUGACUUGGUUGAAGAUCUCCAGGAGGAGCUGAAGAAAGCGAAGGAGAAACUGGAGCUGCUGAGGCAGGAGUCCAGAGACAAAGAAGCAGGGUGGAAAGUGGCCAGCGAAGUCCUGAAGAGAAAAGCGGAAGAGGAACUCGCGCUGGCGCUCCUGCACCUGCGGGAGCAAGCCGAAGCCGAGAGGCAGUGCCUGAUGACCAGGUUUGAGCUGCGGGAGCUCGAGACGAGGCAGCUUCAGGAGCAGCAGGCCGCCCAGAUCCGGGACCUGGAGGGGUCCCUGGUGGAGCAGCAGGGCCGCCUACGGCAGCUGGAGCUCGGCCUCACGGGGGGGCAGUGUCCGCAGUGUGGCCGGGAGCCAGGGGGCCGAGGGGCUCCCGCAGACCGGGGCGGGGAGCUCGCCACGCUCCGCCUGAAGGAGGACUGCACCCUUCAGCUGAUGCAGGCAGAGAACGGGUUCCUGAACGAACGGAAGGAGAUCACGGAGAAGUUCGCAGCCGAGCAAGACGCGCUCCUUCGGGAGGCCCAGGAGAAGCACAGCCGCGAGCUCCAGCUGCUCCAGGAGAGACACCAGCAGCACGUGCUGUCCCUGACGGCAGAGCUGGAGGCCGUGCGCCGCUCGGAGCAGGAGGAGCUGAGAGCCUCCGUGGAGGGGGAGCUGCGGGCCCUGGCGCAGGCCCGAGAGGCCGAGCUGCAGGCGGGGCACGCGGCCGCGCUCCGGGCUCUGGAGGCCAGACACUCGUCCCACCUGGACUCUCUGGAGUCGCGCCACCGGUCGGAGGUGCAGGCCCUGCGGGAGCAGCACCGCCGGGCUCUGGAGCAGCUGAGCACAGAGCUGGGGAAGCAGCGGCGGCACGAGGACGCGUCUCACCCCGCGGCGCUGACUGGGGAGCAGGGUCAGGAGCUCCCGCCCGCGGACCGCAGCCUGACGGCGCAGACGGACGCAGAUCCGGGGGCCGCAGGGGUCACGCUGCUCUACCCCGAACUGCCGGCCACGCAGCAGACCACGUCUCCCGCCGUCCUGUCCCUUGUUACCUGUCGGGUGCUGGCCGCUCUGUGCUGUGAGCUUCUCCUCAUGUACUCACCGUUCCUGUCAGAUCGCCUCCCCAACCAGCGUGUCCCCUCCUGUCCGGCGCGGACCCUCCUCUUCCGUCCAGGACGUCUAGGCCGGGCCCUGCACAGGGCCCAGCAGGAGCAGAGCGAAGGGGAGGACCGUGCGGGGCGGCUGCUGCGGCAGUGCUGCUGCCUCGUGUCCACACGGAACACGUGCGCUACGGCGGUGCACCCCGGUCCCCUGUGCGGGUUCUUCACGAGGCCGAGUGUCCGCGGGCCUCGUGGUCGCCCCUCAGGCGCAGUGGCCAUCAGCUCCGUCGUCGCUGUGGUCCUUGGUAGCAGCGGGGUGCCGGCGGGCUCUGUGAGUCUCGUGAGCAGGCUGCGUGGGACGGCCCCCUGGGAGACGGGCGCACCCCGGCCUGGGUCUGGCGCGCUGCUGAGCUCGGCAGGUCGGGAUGCGGCCCGCGCAUGUGCCUGCGGGGACGCUGAGAUCCAGAAGGACCAGGUGGCCAGAGAGAGGGGCCUGGAGCCUGCUGAUCACUGCUGCCAUGGUGGCUUUCCCAUCUCUUCUGAGAGAGCUGAAGUGACUAUGUCCAGGCUCCUGUCUCAGAAGACUGAGAUCGCCGUCUGUUCUCCGGGUGAAUUUGAAGGUGAAAGGAGAGCUGCUUCGCGUGAACAGGAGGAGAGCCCUAGGCUGGAGCGUGAGCAGGCACAGUCUCUUCACCGAAAAGAGGAAGAGUCUUUGAUUCUGCAGCUUCAGGAGAAGAAUGACCAAAUUCUACGGCUGAAAGACCAAAUUUUAUCCUUAAGUCAAGAAGUAGAAGAGUGCCAUUCUGAAGUGGAGCAGCUCCAGCAAAGGCGUGAAAGGGAGAACCAGGAAGGCACAAAUCUCAUCUCGAUGCUGAAGUCCGACAUUGAUCUGUCUGACCGUGAAAGGAGAGCUCUCCGGGACGCUCUGCGGAGGCUGCUCACUUUGUUUGGAGAGACGCUGAGGGCUGCCGUCACCCUGAAGAGCCGGAUUGGUGAGCGUGUGGGGCUCUGUCUGGAGGACGAGGGCCUACCUGAUGCGCGGCCCAGUGGCCAGGCCCUGUUUGCAGCACCGGUGCUCGAUGAGACGUGGCCUGCGUCCGAGGCAGCCCUGUUGGAGCUGGACCGAACUUUGCCUGACUAUGCGGAGGUGUCUUCAGAGGCUGAAAUUAGCAGUCACAUCUGCGAAAGCUUUUUCAUGAGCCCAGAAAGUUCGCUGGAGUGUGAGCAGCCAAUUAGGAAGCUGUACCGGAGCCUUGGCCUGGCGGUGGAUGGCCUGCUGGAGCUGGCUCUGGAUUCCACCCGGCAGCUGGAGGAAGCACGUCAGAUCCAUUCCCGUUUUGAGAAGGAAUUCAGCUGUAAGAACGAGGAGACCGCGCAGGUGGUUAGAAAGCACCAGGAGUUACUGGAGCGCCUGGAGGAGGCGAGCACGGCCCGGACGCAGCUGGUGCUGGAGCUGCACCAGGCUCAGGGCAUCAUCGAAGGGUUCAAGGUGGAGAAGGCCAGCCUGCAGGAGGUGCUGGGCCAGAAGGAGGCGGCUGAGCGGGGCCUCGCGGUCCAGCUGGAGAGCCUGAAGCAGCAGCUGCAGCGGGCAGCCCGGCAGCAGGCAGAGCUGGAGGAGGAGAACUCUACCCUGUGCGCCCAGAAGGAGGCCUUGGCCGCGGAAGCGGAAGAGAGAGAAGCCGCUCUUCGUAGGGAAGUGGACGGUCUGACCCAGGAGCAGGCGGAGGCCAGGAGGCAGUCGGAGAGGGACCGCGCCGCGCUGCUUUCCCAGAUGAAGGUGUUUGAGGCGGAGCUGGAGGAGCAGCUUGCUCGGCAGGAAGCCAGCGCCCAGCAGGCCGAGGAGCUCUGCGCGCUGAGGCAGCAGCUGGCGGCUCUGGACAAGCACCUGCGGAGCCAGCGCCACUUCAUGGACGAGCAGGCUGUUGAGAGGGAGCACGAGCGGGAGGAGUUCCAGCGGGAGAUCCAGAGGCUGGAGGAGCAGCUCCGACAGGCGGCCCGGCCGCGGCCCCGGGGCUCCUGCGUCAGCGACCAGGAGCAGCUGGAUGAGGAGGUUAAAUUGUUACAAGAAAAGUUGCGAGAGAAAUCAGAUGGGUUUAAUGAGUUGGCUGCGAAGAAGGAGUUGGCGGACAGACAGAUGUUAGUCCAGGAAGAGGAGAUCCGGCGUCUGGAGGAGACCAAUGCCAGCUGCAGGAGAGAGGUGGCCACGCUGCGGGAGGAGCUGGAGAGGCAGAGGGACGCUGUGAAAGCCUUGCAGCAGGAUAAGGAGGCGCUGGAGGAGCAGCAGAGGAGCCAGUUGCUUCUGGUGUCCACUCUGCAACCUGUGCCUCCCGCAGGCAGCCGUCCCGAGGGCCCCGAAGUCCAGUCAGACGCUGUGCAGAGGGCGCUCCGGCAGCGAGAGCACGAGGUGUUGGACCUAAAAGAGCAGUUGGAAAAGAUUAAAGAUGACUUAGCGUGUAAGAGCGACGAGGUGCUGCAUCUGAGCUCGAAGCUGGAGGCGCAGAGCAGCCGAGCCACCCUCACGUGGGAGCUUCAGGAGGAGAGCGCCAGCCUGAAGGUCCCGCGUGACAGGAGCUCCGAGGUCGAGGAGCUGAGAUCCAUCAUCGAGAACCUGCGGGAGAACCAGCAGCGCCUGCAGAGAGAGAAGGCGGAGGAGACGGAGCGGCUGCACGAGGUCAUCGAGAGGCUGCAGAGAGAGCUCUCGCUCGGGGGCCCCGCGGGGCCCGGGGCUGAGGGCGGCCAGCUGCCGGCCGUCCCCGCCGUGGGGCCCGAGGCGCUGGCGGCGGCGGCGGGGGCCACGGGCCAUCUGCUCGCGGAGCAGGAGCGCAGGCACGGCCAGGCCCUGGAGGCCCUGCAGCAGCGGCUACGGGCUGCAGAGGAGGCCGCCGCGACGCAGCUGGCGGAACUGGAGCGCUGCGCGGCCCGCGGGGAGGCGGAGGUCCGGGGCCUGGCCUCCCAGAUCCAGGCCUUCGAAGCCGCCCUGGAGGCAAAGGAAGCCAGGAUCGCGGAAAGGGACUCCGAGAUCGACGCUAUGAAGCGGCAGAAACUGGCCCAGUCGGCGGAGCUGGAGACCCUCCUGGCAGCCUUCUCCCGCUUCCGCCUGGCGCUGGAGCAGCAGCCGCUGGCCGCGGAGGCCGAGGGCGAGGGCGAGCCCCCCGAGCUGCGGCGGCUGCGGGCCCAGUGUGUCCGCCUCGGCCGCCAGCUGCAGCUGCUGCACCUCCGCUUCCUCAGCUGCCAGGGGGAGCCGGACGGGCAGCAGGCGCAGGGGCCCCACCGGCACCCACGUGUGGAGGGCCACCCCCGGGGACGGGGCCCCAGGGCUGCAGGGGCCUCGUGGGACGAAGAGUCAAAGCUGCCCACAGACCCGCCUGGCCAGGCUGGGGACACACAGGUGGGCUGCGCUCCCUCCUGCCGACAGGACAGCGUGAUGUCGGUGCUGGCUGCCUGCCAGAAGCAGCUGCAGUCGGAGCUGCUCUUGGCAGAGAACGAGAUGCAUGUGAGGACGGAGGACCGCAACCGAGGGCCAGGAGGGGUGCAGAAUAAGGGAAAACUCCUGGAAGAUUGUCAGCUGUGGAAAGUUGGUCUCCUAAGUCAGGUGAAAGAACUUCAAGAAAAGUUGAACCAUUUGCUGUAUUCUGUGAGCUUCCAGAACACCGAGACAGAGGAUUUCAGACUUCAGCCAGUGGCGUCUCCACGUGCUCUAGAAAACAGUUGGAGUGAUCGUUCUGAUAAUGGUGAAGAAACAGAUAAAUCUCUUGUUGAUGCGUCUCAUAUCGAGAAAACCAUGUGUGACCUAAUUGACCUCAGUAGAAGUCCGGAUCCACUGAUAAAAAAUGAAAUGUCGGAUGUUCCCAAGCAAGACCAGGUUGAUUUGCAGGACGGGUCACCUUGUUUACAAGCAGGCUUCCACAGUGGCUCCCGUGCCCUGGCCCAUCCUGAGAGGCCCGUGCCCUUGAAGAACACACUCCGGGCAAUGGAUCUGUCCUCCUGGAGCUCGCCGGAGGUUGUCAGGAAGGACUCGACCCUUGAGCCUGCACCAAGCCUGCCCCCGACGCCGUGCUCGGACGCCCUGAGCUUGGACGCCUCCCUGCAGGACAGGACCAGUGCCUCGCUGCAGGCAGACCAGGUGGAGCUGCUUGGGUACCUGGGUGGGUCAGCUGCAGGAAAGGCCUCCAGAUGGGCAGUGUCUCCCUUGGCUGCAGACAAGGCGCCCUCCGCUGACCGCCAUGUGCCGUGGAUGUCCGUGGAGAAAGAUGUUGAAGAUUUUAUCGUAACAUCUCUUGAUGCUCAAGAAAAGCCCAGAACCUGUCCUCUCGGGUUUGAAGGGAAGAACAAUGGAAGUGAAAACAGUGAUGGCUCAGGGUUUGGAGAGAUACUAAACCGAGGUUCUGGAAGACUCGAAACCCCCCCUGCUAGUCCUACAGGGCCUCCUCCCACCUCUGGAAGGUUCCAACGGCCGCCGGAAGCCAUGAAGGAGAAGGAAAUCCAUCCGAAACAAGUGAAGGCUCUGCUGCAGAUGGUAUGUGACGAGAGCCACCACAUACUGGCCUUGUCCGAGCGCCACGGGCCACCCAGCACCCUGAGCAAGGGCGAGCCGAGUGCCCCCCUUGACUGCUUCCCGAGAGAGGGCUCCGGCCUUUUGGAGGCGGUGCCGGCUCUGCGGAGACAUGCGACCCUAGCACUCCAAAAGGGAGAGAAGGAACCCCCCGACAUGUGUCUUGACUGGAGAGGAGAAUUUCUCCAGGUUGUGCAGGAGGCAUUUGGAAAAGAGUGGGAGGUGCUGAGGGCCGAGUUGCAACCGCAGCCCUGCGCUCCUGACCCCGGGGACCACAACUCCGUGCUGCAGCGGCUGGAGAAGGUGGUCCAGGAGCAGGAGAAGUCCUUGGAACGCCUCCGUCUGUCGGACAGGAGCCGCUUGCUGGCGGAGAUCCAGGCCCUGCGCGCCCAGCUGCGCAUGACGCACCUGCAGAACCAGGAGAAGCUGCAGCAGCUGUGCGGGGCGCUGACCAGCGCGGAGGCCCGCGGGAGCCGGCAGGAGCACCAGCUGCGCAGGCAGGUGGAGCUACUGGCGUAUAAGGUCGAGCAGGAGAAGCGGAUAGCCAGUGACGUGCAGAAAACCCUGAAGGAAGAGCAGGAGAAAGCCGGCAGCACGCGGAAGCUCUUGGCAGUGGAGCAGACCGCCGUCCGAGACUUGAGAGCUGAGCUCCGCGAGUGCAAACAGGACAACGAGAGGCUGCUGGCGUCUCUCAGUGAGGCGCAGAAGGAGGUCCUGCAGCUAAGGUCCGUGCUGGACGGCAAGGAGAGCAGCCUGAAGGCUGCGCUGCAGGAGCUGGAGUGCGAGCGCGGGAAGGAGCGCGCCCUGCGGAGCCGGCUCGAGGAGCAGCGGCUACGGCACCUGCAUGAGGAGGGCCAGAGCUCCAAGACCCUGGAGGAGCUGAGGACGGCCCUGGAGCAGCAGUGUGCCCAGAGCAGCCAGCUGCGUGUGGCCCUGGAGCACGAGCAGACGGCCGCGGACAACCUGCGGCGGGAGCUGCAGAUCGAGGCCUCGCGCUGCGAGGCGCUGCUGGCGCAGGAGCAGGGCCAGCUGUGCGAGCUGCGACGCAGCCUGGAGGCCGAGAAGGGCCGCUCGCGGGAGCUGGCGGCCGCCCUGCGGCACGAGCGGCUGCUGACGGAGCAGCUGAGCCGCGGUGCCCGCGAGCCCCCCGCGCAGCACGCCCCGCCGCGGAGGCCGAGGGACGAGCGGGCGCGCGCACCGGAGCCGCAGGCCCGGCUGGAGCAGAUGCAGCGGCGGCGGGCGGCGGAGCUGGAGCGGGACAAGGAGGUAAGGGCGGCGCACAGCCCUGGCGCGGAGCCGCCCCCGGCCCAGGAGCCACGGCUCAGAGCCGCGCGGCCGCCGGCGGGACUAGAGUGUGCACAGGCGAGGCCGGCCGCGCGGGAAGGACGCAAGGACGCGAGGAGGCGAGCGGAGACGGGGCCGGGCCGGGCCAACGCGGAGCUGCGGCCAUCAGGAGACAAGGAGAAACGGCGAGAGCUGGAGCUGCAGCGCCAGCGAGACGAGCACAAGAUCCAGCAGCUUCAGCGGACCGUGCAGGCCCUGGAGGCGAAGGAGGCGGCCCGCCAGGCCCCAGAGGCGGAGCGGCUGCAGGAGGAGCGGCUCGGCCUGGAGAAGGUCCGUCAGCAGCUGCUGUACGCCGCUGGGCUCCUGACCAGCUUCGUCAGCCGGAUGGUGGACAGGACAAUUAGCGACUGGACGUCCUCGAACGAGAAAGCCGUGACCUCCUUACUGCGCACGUUAGAGGAGCUCAAGUCUGAGCUGAGCACACCCGGUCCCUCCCAGAGAAAGAUGACAGCGGAGCUGCAGACCCAGCUGGUGGACGUCCUCCUGAAGGACAACGACUCCCUGACCACAGCCUUGCGCACGGUGACGCAGGAGAAGGCAGAGCUGUGCCGGGCGGUUUCGCAGCUGGAGAAGUCACUGAAGCAGCACCUGCUGCGGCGCGGUGUGUGCAGCAGGCCGGACAAGUCUGUGUGGAAGCAGGAUGGAUCGGGCUCACAGAGCUCAGCACGACAGCCAGACCCAGCACUGCCCGCGCCGGCCGCACGCGAGGAGGCCAACAGCUGCAGUGUGCAAGUGGAGAAGUUGUACCUGCAUUACUUGAGAGCAGAAAGCUUCAGGAAAGCUCUGAUUUAUCAAAAGAAGUAUCUUCUGCUAUUGAUUGGCGGAUUCCAGGACUCUGAACAGGAAACGCUGUCCAUGAUCGCUCAUUUGGGAGUAUUUCCUUCCAAAGCAGAUAAGAAAAUUACACCCUCUCGCCCUUUUACGAAGUUUCGGACUGCCGUCAGGGUGGUGAUCGCGAUACUAAGGUUACGUUUCUUGGUUAAGAAGUGGCAAGAGGUAGAUCGGAAAGGAGCCAUCGUGCCAGGCCGAGCACCCCGUCCAGCGGUGGCUGGGGCAGGAGUCCCGGUUCCACGCCAGCAGCCUCCACCCAAAACCAGCACGUCCCCGCCAACCCGGGACGCGUCCUCCAGCCACGCCGGGGACUGUGCGCCCAAGGCCUCCCCACGCAGGAGGGAAAGAUCCACUCCGUCCCCGGAUUCAAGAUCCGAAAGAUCCCUGACUGCUUCUCAGGACCCCGAACAUUCCUUGACGGAAUUUAUUCAUCAUUUGGAGAUGGUCCAGCAGAGACUGGGUGGGGCGCCACCAGAUUCUGCUUCAAAGAAGUCCUGCCGCCAGAAGAUUAAACAAUGAAUAAAAUCCUGUGGCUCUUACCACGACAAUUCCAUUUGAGGAAAAGAUUUGUUUUUUCCCUUUUC
Lontra canadensis (Northern American river otter) is the source of this 10529-nucleotide messenger RNA. RefSeq names its product pericentrin (gene PCNT). The transcript has 52 exons. The record is from RefSeq and is a predicted model, not a curated record. Lineage: Eukaryota; Metazoa; Chordata; Mammalia; Carnivora; Mustelidae. Gene Ontology annotation, biological process: signal transduction. Gene Ontology annotation, molecular function: molecular adaptor activity. Bases 325 to 10464 code for a protein of 3379 amino acids.